Dacryopinax primogenitus is the source of this 1332-nucleotide messenger RNA. Its product is annotated as DUF1688-domain-containing protein. The transcript is spliced from 8 exons. The coding region runs from base 1 to 1332 and encodes 443 amino acids. The record is from RefSeq and is a predicted model, not a curated record. NCBI's taxonomy places the organism in Eukaryota, Fungi, Basidiomycota, Dacrymycetes, Dacrymycetales, Dacrymycetaceae.
AUGCACCCAUUCAAUAGCAAACUGCAACCCUUCAAUGAAGCGGAUUAUCUUCGCACUUUGCCUUCAAUUAGGGAACGAUGCUCUGAGGUAUUCGAGCUAGCCAAGGAUGGCCAACUGCAGUUCUUCGACUAUCACCCGGAGAAGGAAGGGCACGUUGUGGACUUUUGUGUUUCACUGAUUCAGCGUGACUAUGGUAGCGACUACGCUUCUAUCCCACCGCACGGAAGAUGGAGACACUUUGAUGUUGGAGGGCAUAAGCGAGUUGACAAUCUCUUAAGAACAUGGAGGGCAGACGCACUGGGAAUCGACCAAGAAGAAAUAUGCAAGCGGCUCCUGGACUUGUUCUUAAUAUCGGUCUUGUUAGACGCCGGUGCCGGCGAUGCAUGGAAGUACCGAGAGACUAGCUCUGGUGAGAUAUAUACGAGAUCCGAAGGUCUAGCUAUCGCCAGCCUGGAAAUGUUCUCGUCUGGUCUUUUUUCCGGUCAAGGCUCCCCCUAUCUUGUGGAUGCGGACGGUUUGGAACGCCUGACUCUGGAACAAUUCUCGAAUGCAAUGCAGGUCGACCUUUCGACCAAUCCUUUGGCGGGAUUACAAGGUCGAUAUUCCCUCUUGUCUAAACUGGCUGAGGCACUCCGUUCUCAUUCUGAUUUUUUUGGGGGCCAAGCCAGACCUGGCAACUUGCUAAAUUUCCUUGAUUCUCAGAGACGGAAUGAGCGAGACAACCCAAGAUCCUCACUUCAUGUCAUGUUUCUGUGGCGUGUGAUAAUGGAGGGAUUGGCGUCCAUUUGGCCCGCUACUCGCACCAGGCUUGCUGGAGUCUCUCUUGGCGACGUGUGGCCCUGCGGGGCUCUUCAACUUGCUUUGCGGCGAAAGCAAGGCCCAGAUGUUCCUGCAGGAGAAGAUCUUGUGCCUUUCCACAAACUCAGCCAAUGGCUCUGUUAUUCAUUGAUCGAAGUGCUACAAUCUAUCAUGGAUUGGGAGAUUGAUGGAACAGAAGACAUGACGGGACUUCCAGAGUAUCGCAAUGGGGGCCUCCUUGUUGAUUUCGGUGUUCUAUCGCUGAAGUCAGCUUCUCUAUAUGACCCUCAUGGAGGCCUGCCCAGAUUUCCAGCCUCUCACCCUGCAAUAAUUGAAUGGCGAGCCAUGACGGUGAUCGAACUUGAUCGCAUUGCAAACGGGGUUCGAUCUCAACUCUUGGGAGGCAGUGUGAGGCUGUCCUUGGCUCAGAUAUUGGAAGGUGCGACCUGGAAGGGGGGGCGAGAGAUUGCCAAGGUAAGAAGGGUAAACGGGGGACCGCCGAUCGAAAUUGAGAGUGAUGGGACCGUGUUUUGA